Molecule: messenger RNA, 681 nt
Organism: Plasmodium vivax (malaria parasite P. vivax)
Lineage: Eukaryota; Apicomplexa; Aconoidasida; Haemosporida; Plasmodiidae
Exons: 1
Coding region: 147-329 (60 amino acids)
Source: RefSeq, a predicted model, not a curated record
AAAACCAACUGCAACGAUAAGCUUAUUUGUUAGCCUAACAAUGUAUUAGAUAUAAAAAUGUCAUGUUACCAUAUAUUUGUGGCAAAUAAAUAAACACAAAAAGGAAUAUAAUUUUCUGGUAUUGACUAAAAUUAUUAACAAAAUGUAUGAUAAGUUCUUUAAAUUUUAAGCCCUCGUUUGAAAUGAAAAAUAACAAGGGGUACAUGUUUUCUAGUUUGUAUUUUUCUUUAUGCUGCGCAGCUAUAGCAUUUUUAAAAGAAAUUAUUUCUGUUUCAUCACACAAAAUGUUGCUGAACGAAAAUGUUAGGAUCGCUACCCUUAGACUGUGAUAAUUUACAUUUUAAAAGGGUAAAUAAAAUGAAAUAAAAACUUUUGUAUUGUGUAACACAAUUUUUCAAAACGUUUUAAGCAUUUAUCUAAAGUUAUGCAACGUAGCAUGAAGCUUAUGUAGAAUUAAGUAUUAAGAAUGUUUUAACAAUGCUUCAGGAUUUUUCUUUUUUCAAAAAAAGCUCACCGUAUUAUUGAUAUAUUUUACACAUUAGUUUGCUGUCUCUCCUAUAAAAUGUACCGAAAUGGAUGAAUUAAAAUAAUUCUACAUCGUUUUUAUGAAUUGUAGAGCUCAUGGAAAAACAAUACUUAUACUUUUAAGUUUGUUAUAUUUUUCAUAUAAAAUAAUAGGGC